Molecule: messenger RNA, 2218 nt
Organism: Scleropages formosus (Asian bonytongue)
Lineage: Eukaryota; Metazoa; Chordata; Actinopteri; Osteoglossiformes; Osteoglossidae
Product: gamma-aminobutyric acid receptor subunit gamma-2
Exons: 10
Coding region: 758-2188 (476 amino acids)
Biological process (GO): monoatomic ion transmembrane transport; chloride transport; gamma-aminobutyric acid signaling pathway
Cellular component (GO): membrane
Molecular function (GO): extracellular ligand-gated monoatomic ion channel activity; GABA-A receptor activity
Source: RefSeq, a predicted model, not a curated record
CUUUGUGGGGCUUGGGGAAACCGCCCCCCUGGGGUGUGAGAGUCGGUGAGCGGAGCUCCACGUGUAUUUUCCUCUGCCGGAGUUGUCCAUCGCACAGGUGUUGGCAUCAGCCGUCAUACAUGACAGAACAGCCACGAGGCUCAACCGUUAACUGUUAAGUCUCCAGCUCCACUCCGGGCAUCUCCUUCAAUUGUUGGCAUAUGGAGAUCGUGUGGAAUAUACGUCCGAGGACUGUGCCGUUUUUUCUGCUGAAGAGGCCUGCUGUGAAAGGCCGUGUUGCUCUGUCAUCGGUGGAACGUGUUUCGUAAGAGACACAUUUUGAAGCAGUGAAGCGUCCAGACGGCGGAACACGGAGACGAGGCGCUCGCUCCCUUCUCGCGCCGCGCAUGUGUUCAUCCGUGAUGAGGCAACGUGCAUCGGCUCCUCUUUGACACCCCACAGUUAAUCUUCAUCUGUGCAACAUCUCAGAUGCACUGACAGGCCAGGGCUGCUCCGUUCACACGGUGCGUGCGCGUGCGUGCGUGCGUGCGUAAGUGCGUGUGUGUGCGUGUAUUAUUCGCACCGCUCCCGUAUUUUCCUUCUCAAGAUCGGGGAAGGCUCCGUUGAUGUGGAGGAUCCACAGGCGAACACCUCGGUGAGCCUCAUCCGUGACACAACUGUGAGAGAACAACGUGCCGCGCGCGGAAUUAUGUGCGACGGCGCAGGCGGGGAGUGAGCGCGAGGCAGGGCAGGGGAGGCGAAGACGGACGCCACCACCAUGCCUUCUUCUUCACACCGUGCGUUCCGCGGGAGCGCAGCGAUGGAGAGGUCUGCUUCCUCCGUGAAGAUCAUCAUGCUGGCUUUCCUGAUCGCCAGUUUUCCGAGCUCACUGCAAACUGAAAAUGAUGAUGAAGAAGAUUUAGUUUCCAACAAAACAUGGGUACUGACCCCCAAAGUGUACGAAAGUGAUGUGACUCACAUUCUAAAUGGCCUGCUGCAGGGAUAUGACAAUAAACUCCGGCCAGACAUAGGAGUAAAACCAACUGUAAUCCACACUGACAUGUUUGUAAACAGCAUUGGCCCAGUAAAUGCUAUUAAUAUGGAGUACACAAUUGACAUAUUCUUUGCUCAGACGUGGUACGACCGGCGAUUGAAAUUCAACAGUACCAUGAAAGUGCUACGACUCAACAGCAACAUGGUGGGAAAGAUCUGGAUCCCAGACACUUUUUUCCGUAAUUCUAAGAAGGCCGAUGCCCACUGGAUCACCACGCCCAAUCGCAUGCUAAGAAUCUGGAAUGAUGGAAGGAUACUCUACACGCUUCGAUUGACCAUCGAUGCGGAGUGCCAGCUUAAACUGAACAACUUUCCAAUGGAUGAACAUUCCUGUCCCCUGGAGUUUUCAAGCUAUGGGUAUCCCAAGGAGGAGAUUGUGUACAAGUGGAAGAGGAGCUCUGUCGAGGUGGGAGAUACACGCUCGUGGAGGCUCUACCAGUUCUCCUUUGUGGGCCUUAGGAACACCACUGAGGUUGUGAAGACUGUUUCAGGGGACUAUGUGGUGUUGACUGUCUUCUUUGACCUGAGCAGAAGAAUGGGCUACUUCACCAUUCAGACAUACAUUCCCUGCACCCUCAUUGUCGUCCUAUCCUGGGUAUCUUUCUGGAUCAACAAGGAUGCAGUACCAGCCAGAACAUCCUUAGGCAUCACCACCGUACUGACCAUGACCACCCUCAGCACCAUAGCCAGGAAGUCCCUCCCCAAGGUGUCCUACGUGACAGCCAUGGACCUCUUUGUGUCCGUUUGCUUCAUCUUCGUCUUUGCGGCUCUGAUCGAGUACGGGACGCUGCACUACUUCGUCAGCAACAGGAAACCCAGCAAAAACAAGGACAAGAAGAAGAGGAACCCCCUUCUUCGGCUGUUUUCAUCUAAGCAGGCCCCCACGGUGGACAUCCGGCCCCGCUCAGCCACAGCCAUCCAGAUGAACAACGCGACACACAUGCAAGAGCGGGACGAAGAGUAUGGUUACGAGUGCUUGGAUGGCAAAGACUGCACCAGUUUCUUCUGUUGCUUCGAGGACUGCCGCUCGGGGGCUUGGCGGCACGGACGCUUGCACAUCCGCAUCUCCAAGAUAGACUCCUACGCCCGUAUCUUCUUCCCUACUGCCUUCGGCCUCUUCAACCUGGUAUACUGGGUCUCCUAUCUUUACCUGUAGACCUGACAUGUAGCCUGGCCUUACUGUACA